This is a messenger RNA of Myotis davidii, 1521 nucleotides long. It is a transcript of the gene TMEM200A, whose product is annotated as transmembrane protein 200A. The transcript has a single exon. The record is from RefSeq and is a predicted model, not a curated record. Bases 41 to 1516 code for a protein of 491 amino acids. NCBI's taxonomy places the organism in Eukaryota, Metazoa, Chordata, Mammalia, Chiroptera, Vespertilionidae.
AUUAUCUUUUUCCCUUCCUUUCAGAAUAAAAGACGGAGCUAUGAUAGCGACUGGGGGAGUGAUAACCGGCCUGGCCGCCUUGAAAAGGCAAGACUCUGCCCGAUCACAGCAUCAUGUCAGCCUCAGCCCCUCACCUGCUGCCCAAGAGAAGAAACCCGUCAGGCGUCGGCCAAGGGCUGAUGUCGUGGUUGUUCGAGGCAAAAUCCGGCUUUAUUCCCCCUCUGGUUUCUUCCUCAUUUUAGGAGUGCUUAUCUCCAUUGUUGGAAUUGCAAUGGCAGUCCUUGGAUAUUGGCCCCAAAAAGAACAUUUUAUUGACGCUGAGACCACACUGUCCACAAACGCAACUCAGGUCAUUCGGAACCAAAGUGGCGUGGUGGUCCGCUUCUUUGAGCAGCAUUUACAUUCUGAUAAGAUGAAAAUGCUUGGCCCCUUCACCAUGGGGAUUGGCAUUUUCAUUUUCAUUUGUGCUAAUGCCAUUCUUCAUGAAAACCGUGACAAAGAAACCAAAAUCAUACACAUGCGGGACAUCUAUUCCACAGUCAUCGACAUCCACACGCUAAGAAUCAAGGAGCAAAAGCAUAUGAAUGGCGUCUACACGGGUCUGCUAGGAGAAACUGAAGUCAAACAGAAUGGGAGCUCCUGUGCCUCGAGACUGGCAGCGAAUACCAUUUCCCCUUUCUCGGGUUUUAGGAGCAGUUUUCGGAUGGACAGCUCUGUCGAAGAGGAUGAGCUUGCGCUAAAUGAAAAUAAGAGUUUGGGGCACCUUAUGCCACCUUUGCUCUCCGACAGCUCUGUCUCUGUCUUUGGCCUGUAUCCAUCUCCUUCCAAGACAACCGAUGAUAAGACAGGUGGCUCUAUGAAAUGUGAAACCAAGUCAAUUGUGUCGUCAUCCAUCAGUGCUUUCACAUUGCCUGUGAUCAAACUUAAUAACUGUGUUAUUGAUGAGCCCGGUAUCGAUAACAUCACCGAGGAUGCUGAGAACCUCAAAAGUCGGUCGAGGAAUCUGUCUAUGGAUUCCCUUGUGGUCCCUUUGCCCAACACCAAUGAGUCCUUCCAGCCGGUCAGCAUGCUGCUCCCUCGGAAUAAUUCCAUUGGGGAGUCAUUGUCUAGUCAGUACAAGUCCUCUGUGGCCCUUGGACCUGGGGCUGGCCAGCUCUUGUCUCCUGGGGCUGCUAGGAGACAGUUUGGGUCCAACACAUCCUUGCAUGUGCUCUCAUCACAUUCAAAAUCCUUAGACUUAGACCGAGGUUGCUCCACCCUAACUGUUCAGGCAGAACAACGGAAACAUCCAAGUUGGCCUCGGUUGGAUCGAAGCAACAGCAAAGGAUAUAUGAAACUGGAGAACAAAGAGGACCCGAUGGAGAGGUUGCUUGUGCCCUCAACUGCAAUCAAAAAAGACUUUACCAAUAAGGAGAAGCUGCUUAUGAUCUCAAGAUCUCACAAUAACUUGAGUUUUGAACAUGAUGAGUUUUUGAGUAACAACCUAAAGCGGGGAACUUCUGAAACAAGGUUUUAAUGUUA